CAACGUUUGGUCAACCCUAGAGCUCGAAACACUGCACCCCUUCAUCUCGGUCAUAACCACAGUGGCCCGCCUCCUUAUCCAGCACCAGCAAGAGAAGCAUUCACUCAUGACCAGGCCCUGCUGGCAGCAGUCGAAGCAUAACCUGUGCACUCGAUGAGCGUGCGGCAGUGAGCUCCGCCAAAUCAUGAGAUAGCCAUCAUCAUGGAGCCCUUCUCUUUUGGCAGCUCCAACACACUCGAUCAUCCUGUCAGCAUUCGAAUCAUCAACCUCGAGGGUGACGAGACCCCUUACUUGUUCUCUACCCUACUCGAAAGGCCGGAGCUCAGGCACAUCGGCUCAAACCAGAGCUCCAACUCGGAUCUAUACGUGACAGUCCAACUAUGGGCCGGUUCUAAACCCCUGACAGUCCCAGUCCAGACCUCGUACAAGGCUUUCCGGAACGAGAGAAACUGGAAUGAGUGGCUGACGCUGCCCAUCCCCUACAAGUCGCUACCACUGAACUCGUGCCUCGCCAUCACUCUCUGGGAUCUGUCUCCGACAGGCGGCAAGCAUGCGCAUGGCCAUGCUGUGCCCUUCGGUGGGACGACGUUGCCACUGUUUGAUAAGGAAAAUCAGCUUCAGAAGGGGCGUCAGAAGUGUGUGAUAUAUCGCCAUGAACAGGCAGAUGGCAACGACAACACGACAACUCCUUCUAGUAUUCAGAAGCGAAGGCAGGACCCGAAGAAAGGUGAUGCCCAGCCAGUCAACAAGGAUGCCGAGGAGCUAGAGCGGAUAGAGCGGCUACUCAAAAAACACGAGAUGAACGAAAUCCCUCGCGUGGAGUGGUUGGACCAGCUGGUAUACAGGGGAGCUGAACGUCGCAGUAUCAACGCCGCCAAGAACACUGUCAAAUUACUUCAGCGUGAAUCGGUGCGGCAGGCCGAGAACGAGAACGGACAAGAUUCCUCUGAUAAUGGACCAUUUCCUCCACGGCCCGGACCCUCCAAAUUCACGCUCUAUGUCGAGCUGCCUCGCUUCGACUUUCCGGUCGUCUUUGCAGACCACGAGUAUCCACCCCUCCCGAUAUCAUCCUUGCAACACCUUUCUGCAUCGCAGUCCAAUUUCCUAAUGAAGCCUCCCCCGAGUGGCUUUGGGAGCCGAGUCGUCCGCAUAUACGAUCCAGAAGUGGGUGCUAGGGAAAAUCCAGCGGAGAGUAAGCAUCGACGCCUGGCCAGAAGCCAGCAUCGCCACGGCAUCCUGGACAAAGACCUCCGACCAAACGCCAAGGUCAGAGACGAGCUCAAUCUGAUAAUGUCAUAUUCGCCGACGCACGUCUUGACCUCGGACGAGAGAGAUUUGGUCUGGAAAUUUCGUUACCAUCUAUCCAAGGACAAGAGAGCUUUAACCAAGUUCGUCAAGUCCGUCAACUGGCAGGACUCGGGCGAGUCCAAGCUGGCCGUUCAAGUUCUGGUCAAGUGGACCGAGAUCGAUGUCGACGAUGCUCUAGAACUCCUCGGCCCAACAUUUGACAACUCAACCGUUCGAGCCUAUGCUGUAGAUCGCUUAAAAAAGGCAGACGACCACGAACUGCUGCUGUAUCUUCUACAGCUCGUGCAAGCGCUCAAGUUCGAACACAUCUCUGCCGAGUCGGACCAGUCAACAGUGCAAGCCUCUUCGCUUGCCAGCUUUCUCAUCUCUCGAGCGAUCAACAACUUCGCCCUCGGCAACUACUUCUUCUGGUACCUCAACGUCGAGUACGGUGACAAGAGCGAUGAUGUCGAUAACGAGCACAUCCGCAGCAUGUACGCCAAGGUCUCCUACGACUUUAUGUUGGAGAUGGAGAGGCAGCCUGGCGGCAAAGACAAACGCACGACAUUGAAGAGACAAGCAGAGCUGAUCACCGUGCUUUCAAAGAUCUCGGCUGAGAUCCGGUCAUCGAAUGAAACAGCUGCCCGGAAGGUUGAGAGGGUCAAAGCAUUCUUGUCAGACCCAAAGAACGAACUGUCAUUCAUAGACCCGCCUAUUCCUCUGCCUUUGGACCCAGAUGUUCUGGUGACGGGCGUGGUCACGGACGAGACACGCGUCUUCAAGUCUUCUCUGUCGCCGAUUAUGGUGACAUUCAAGACCGCGGCCGGCGGAAAGUAUCCGAUGCUGUUCAAGACUGGAGACGAUCUUCGCCAGGAUCAGCUCGUCAUACAAAUCAUAACACUCAUGGAUCAGCUGCUGCAGAAGGAGAAUUUGGACCUCAAGCUUUCGCCAUACAAGAUUCUUGCGACGAGUCCGACAGCCGGAGCAACUCAAUUUGUUCCGUCACAGACCUUUGCUGCCAUUGUCUCCAAAUAUCGCAACAACCCAGUUCUCGCAUUCCUCAAACAGCAUAACCCGGACGACCGUGCUUACCUUGGCCUCCGGAAAGAGACUCUCGACACAUUCGUAAAGUCCUGCGCCGGAUACUGUGUCAUCACCUACAUCUUGGGCGUUGGCGAUCGGCAUCUGGACAACCUGCUGCUUGCGCCCGAUGGCCACUUCUUCCACGCAGACUUUGGCUUCAUUCUGGGGCGGGACCCGAAACCAUUUGCGCCCGUUGUCAAGCUGAGCAAGGAAAUGGCCGAUGCCAUGGGUGGUGCCAACCCGCCAAGUGAGGCGUACAUGCAGUUCAAGCAGUAUUGUUUCCUCGCCUUUUCUGCCCUUCGCAAGUCUUCAAAUCUCAUUCUGAAUUUGUUCAGCCUGAUGGUGCACGCCAACAUUCCCGACAUCAAGUACGAGCCAGACAAGGCUGUUUCGAAACGGUUUCAUCUUGAUCUGAGCGAGGAGGAUUCGAUCAAGCAUCUCGACCUCAUCAUGGAGAACAGUCUGAACGGCAUCAUGCCUGUCGUGAUUGACCGCUUGCACGAAAUUGUGCAGGCAUGGAGAUAGAGGAAGCGCUUUAUAAAGCCCAAUAAAGGCAUUGUCGGUUUGUUCAAAGCUUGAAGUCGUGGGAGCCAGACCGUUGUACUGCGAAGACGAUUAGGUACAAGACAUUCACAGCACGGAAGGUUCAUUCAUACACGACGGCCCUCGCGCAUCUGGCUGGCGUUAAUGAACGUGUUGGGUCUGCA
Messenger RNA from Microdochium trichocladiopsis, 3077 nucleotides. RefSeq names its product phosphatidylinositol 3. Gene Ontology annotation, molecular function: 1-phosphatidylinositol-3-kinase activity. The coding region runs from base 202 to 2895 and encodes 897 amino acids. Lineage: Eukaryota; Fungi; Ascomycota; Sordariomycetes; Xylariales; Microdochiaceae. Gene Ontology annotation, biological process: autophagy of peroxisome; autophagosome assembly; phosphatidylinositol-mediated signaling. Gene Ontology annotation, cellular component: phosphatidylinositol 3-kinase complex, class III, type I; peroxisome; cytoplasm. The record is from RefSeq and is a predicted model, not a curated record. The transcript has 6 exons.